AUGCCGGUGUUGGGGAUGGGCACAUCAGCUUCUCCACUAGAGGGAUCUGACGAAACAAAAACAGCCAUUCUUCAAGCAAUCGAGAUUGGUCACAGACACUUCGAUACAGCCACGUUAUACCUAACAGAGGAGCCACUAGGAGAAGCCAUUUCUGAAGCCUUAUCUCGCGGGCUGAUCAAAUCACGAGAUGAGCUCUUCAUCACCUCGAAGCUAUGGUGCAGUGAUGCUCAUGGUGAUCUUGUCCUCCCAGCCCUUAAGAAGAGUCUACGGAAUCUUCAGCUGGAAUACCUUGAUCUUUAUCUAAUUCAUUGGCCUGUGAGCUCGAGAUCAGGGACCUAUGAGUUCCCUAUAAACAAAGGAGACCUUUUACCUAUGGAUUUUAAAUCCGUAUGGGAAGCUAUGCAAGAAUGUCAAGAUCUAGGUCUCACGAAAUCCAUUGGUGUCAGCAAUUUCUCUUGUAAAAAGCUUUCAGACAUCCUAGCCUUUGCAAAGAUCCCUCCGGCAGUUAAUCAAGUAGAGAUCAAUCCAUUAUGGCAACAGAACAAGCUAAGGGAAUUCUGCGAGGCCAAUGGAAUCGUUUUGACAGCUUAUGCUCCUUUGGGAACCAGAGGAACCACUUGGGGAAGCAACAGGGUUAUGGAGAAUGAAGUACUGAGAGAGAUUGCAACUGAUAUGGGAAAGCGUGUUGCUCAGGUGUGCCUCAGGUGGGCAUUUGAGCAAGGGGUCUGUGUGGUGCUGAAGAGUUUCAACAAAGGAAGGAUGAAGGAGAACCUUGAGAUACUCAACUGGACAUUGAGCGAGGAAGAAUCCAGGAUGAUCGGUGAAAUACCCCAAAGCAGAGGAUGUCGCGGAGAAGAUUACGUCUCAGAAAAGGGGCCUAUCAAGACAAUUGAGGAGCUUUGGGAUGGAGAAAUUUGA
This is a messenger RNA of Populus euphratica (Euphrates poplar), 918 nucleotides long. Its product is annotated as non-functional NADPH-dependent codeinone reductase 2-like. Gene Ontology annotation, molecular function: oxidoreductase activity, acting on the CH-OH group of donors, NAD or NADP as acceptor. The record is from RefSeq and is a predicted model, not a curated record. The transcript is spliced from 4 exons. Lineage: Eukaryota; Viridiplantae; Streptophyta; Magnoliopsida; Malpighiales; Salicaceae. Bases 1 to 918 code for a protein of 305 amino acids.